Molecule: messenger RNA, 1674 nt
Organism: Chaetomium strumarium
Lineage: Eukaryota; Fungi; Ascomycota; Sordariomycetes; Sordariales; Chaetomiaceae
Exons: 6
Coding region: 156-1442 (428 amino acids)
Source: RefSeq, a predicted model, not a curated record
CAUUAGCGCCUCACUACCCCGACUGCUGUCUUAAGUAAAGAAGAGGGCAGCUCGCAAAUCGCGCAGCCGCGAACUCUGACGGACUCCAGUCCGCCACCUGUCCCAAAUUUUGCCUUCGCAACAAGACACGCUGUCGCUUUGCUUGAAGCCUGAAGAUGGCUUCCCAGCUCCCGCCGGGCACGGAUCUGUGCGCCAUUCCGGCAGGCGUCCCUCCGGACGGGCAACUGCCGAAUCUGGUCGAUCCGGAGAACCUCAGGGCGAGUCUGAUCGCGGUGCCGGCCAUCAUGACUGCCUGGUCGCUGAUCUUCACCGCCGCUCGCAUCUACACCAACAGACGGAAGAUGACCUGGGCAGAUUAUUUCGUCGCGAUUGCCUUCGUCCUCAGCACGACUUACACGGCCCUAGUCCUGGCCAUGCUCAAGUAUGCCCGGCAUCAAUGGGACGUUCCGGCCUGUUGGUUUGAUGGGACAUACAUGAAGAUCCUCUUUGCGCAGGGCACGCUCCUGGGCCCGGUCAUCUUCUUCGCCAAGUCGGCCAUCUUCCUGCUGUACCUGCAGAUUUUCGUGACGGGCGUGCACCACAAGCUGCGCAUCGCCAUCUACGCCGGCCUGGCGCUCACCUUCCUAGCCUACUGGGCCGGCGUGCCGCUCGAGGCCUACUUCGCCGCACCCCACGCCGGCCAGCCAUGGGAGAUCCUGCUGAUGAACGGCAUGCCCGAGCGCCUCAUCACCUGGGGCGUCGUGCAAGGGUCGCUGUCCGUGUUCCUGGAUAUCUACAUCUUCGUCCUGCCCCUGGCCCCGCUGGCCAAGUUGCGGCUGUCGAACAGGAAGCGCGUGGGGCUGCUGGCUGUCUUCGCUACAGCUUUGAUGGGUGUAAUCGCGAGCGUAAUUGCCCUCGUGUUCCGCGUCCGCCUCCGCACCACCCACGACAUCACCUGGGUGCAGAACUGCCUGUUCAUUUGCGUAAUCGUCGAGAACAACGUGGCCAUCAUAGUCAGCUCCAUGCCGGCCUUCGCAACCUUCAUGCGCGUCUAUGUCUCCGAGACGACCUUUGCCAAGUCGCUGCUCUCCAAGUUCGGCAGCAGCAACAGCAACGGCUCGUGGGACUUCCCCACGAAGCCCAGCUUUGUCAAGACGUGGCCCAUCGGCGGGUCCGAGACGUGGUCGCGGACCGACGCGUCCCUCUCCCACCACCACCACCACCACCACCACAACGACCCGACGCCGCCGCUGCCCAUGCACAACUUCCAAUUCCCCGCGCAGGCCGCGCGCGCCGAUUUCCCGUUUGCCGACACCACGCUGUUGACGACGGGCAUCACCGAGACCAGUAUCAGCGCGAAGCAGGAUAUCGUGGCGGGGAAGCCUGGUGCUGGGCCAGGGAUUGUGAGGACCGUGGAUAUAGACCAGGAGCUGCACCCUGCUUCUGUAAAUUCUAUGGUGUAAAUAGUAACGUUUCUUUGGUUUUGGCGUUUGGAAAAGCGCUGCGAUAUUCUGUGUAUAUCCUUUCAAUCGGAUACCUCUUGGGCUUGGUAAAUCAUGUUACGGGUGAGUUGCACAAAAUUUGUGAAAACGCUCGGCUACCUUUAAAAACGGGCACUCAGGAGGUUGGGGAGACGCCAUGGCCCAUGGAAGCUGCCACCACCAGCGCUCCGAAUAAAGCAAACAAACCAAAUCU